AAACCAGCCGACGGGAGCUUUGAAAUAGCAGUCCAGCCUCCCAUCCUCCUGAACCUCCUAUAGAAGGCACUUUGAAAAAUCAUAAACCAGCCCACAUACCAGAACUCUUCCCAACCCUCUGCCUAUCUAUGCGAGACAAGAAGAAGCUUUACAUUCCAGUGUGAGAACUUAGCCCCGUGAUUUCCAAUUCUGCACAAGUCAUGACUCCAGCAAGAAGUCACCACACACUGAUUGGCACUACGCUUGGCUCUGUGCUCCUGUUUGGGUUCUUCCUUCCCUCCAGUCCUGCAGAUUCCACAUCAUACAGUCCAGAUCUAUUUGUUUUAGAAAGCAGAGAGAACCAUUUGUGCAUUUCGGUCAACAAAACCGGCUUAUUUCUGUCAAGCUGUGAGCCCUUUAAUAAUGAUACACUAUGGAAGUGGGGUACAGGACAGCGGCUGUACAACUUGGGACGCAGGAAGUGCCUUGGACUGGACCUCCAAUAUCCCGCAGAACCCCUAGCAAUGGUUGAAUGCGAUUCCGACCAGCACACCCUGAGCUGGCAGUGCAACAACGGCCUUCUGAUUGGUGUCAACAAUUACAAGCUUGCUGCUGUUGGAGAAAAAGUGAUUGCCAGCAAACAAUUAUUACAUAAAUGGAGAGGUUAUGGAUCUUUUCGUGACAAUUUAUGCGACUACAAUUUCCAAGAAAUCUUUACUCUUAAUGGGAAUUCCAGGGGAAAACCUUGUGUAUUUCCAUUUAAAUUCCAAAACAGCUGGUUCCAUGAAUGUACUACCAUUGGAAAAUCUGAAGGAAUGCAAUUUUGUGCCACCACUGUGUCCUUUGACAAGCACAAACUAUGGGGAUACUGUCCCACAUAUGGCGAUGGCUGUGGUUUGUUAUGGGAGGAAAACACUGUCACACAUUCUUGCUACCAAUUCAAUCUCGAGUCUUCUCUCUCCUGGAAUCAAGCCCGAGACUCUUGUCAAGCUCAAGGUGGAGAUCUGCUAAGCAUCACAAAUCUUGCUGAACAUGAGUAUAUUUCCAAGAGACUGGUUUAUACUGGAUUGUGUUAUGGACUGGGCUCAAUCAGCUGGAUACCACUUCUGGGUGGCAGUGGUCGGAUGGCUCCCCCUUUGCUUUUGUCAACUGGAGAUCAAGUAUUUGUGUGCUCAAAACUCAAAAAGCAAGCAAACAAAUUCAAGGGCACAAAUACAAACUUCGGCCAUUGCCCUGGAAAGAAGGGUCAACUGUUAGCUGGGAAUGUUUACAACUCCAUUGCUUCAUACAUUCAGAAAGAAACUUUAAAAAAAGUUUUUGCUUUAAAACCAGCCGACGGGAGCUUUGAAAUAGCAGUCCAGCCCUCCCAUCCUCCUGAACCUCCUAUAGAAGGCACUUUGAAAAAUCAUAAACCAGCCCACAUACCAGAACUCUUCCCAACCCUCUGCCUAUCUAUGCGAGACAAGAAGAAGCUUUACAUUCCAGUGUGA
This is a messenger RNA of Rana temporaria (common frog), 1469 nucleotides long. RefSeq names its product secretory phospholipase A2 receptor-like. The transcript is spliced from 6 exons. NCBI's taxonomy places the organism in Eukaryota, Metazoa, Chordata, Amphibia, Anura, Ranidae. Gene Ontology annotation, molecular function: signaling receptor activity. The coding region runs from base 201 to 1469 and encodes 422 amino acids. Gene Ontology annotation, cellular component: signaling receptor complex; plasma membrane. The record is from RefSeq and is a predicted model, not a curated record.